Molecule: messenger RNA, 887 nt
Organism: Cuculus canorus (common cuckoo)
Lineage: Eukaryota; Metazoa; Chordata; Aves; Cuculiformes; Cuculidae
Product: claw keratin
Exons: 2
Coding region: 49-465 (138 amino acids)
Cellular component (GO): intermediate filament
Molecular function (GO): structural constituent of cytoskeleton
Source: RefSeq, a predicted model, not a curated record
CUCUGCUUCACUCUCCUGAUCAACAGGGACUCCUUGUCUGCCUGAAAGAUGUCCUGCUCCAGCCUGUGUGCCCCUUCCUGUGGGGUGGCCACCCCAGCCCCGCUGGCUGACUCCUGCAACGAGCCCUGCGUGCGCCAGUGCCCCGACUCCACGGUGGUCAUCCAGCCCCCAGCUACAGUGGUCACCUUCCCCGGGCCCAUCCUCAGCAACUUCCCACAGCACAGCGUUGUUGGCUCAGCUGGAGUCCCCGCUGUUGCUGGGAGCUACGGAGGCAGCUAUGGAGGCCGUGGUGGUUAUGGAGGCUCCUGGGGCUAUGGAGGCCUUGGUGGCUAUGGAGGCUAUGGAGGCUCUUGGGGGUACGGAGGCCUUGGGGGCUAUGGAGGCUACGGAGGCUUUGGGAGCUGCGGAUACGGUGGCUGGGCCCGAGGCCACAGGUACCUCAGUGGCAGCUGUGGGCCCUGCUAAACUCCAAAUACCCCUGGAGUUCCGUGUUGCAUCUGCCCUGGGUUUUCACAAGUAGCCCCUCUUGGCUUCUACCAACAGACGCAGAACAAACCUUUCAGCCCCUCGCAAGGCUGUGCAAAACACUGACUUCACCCUUAUGAUCCUGGCUUAUUUGCUCAGAGUAACCUUGGGGAUCUCAGGUGACAGCUUUCACUGCCUCCUAAAGCUCCCCUCUAGGAUGCAACAAAGCUGUUCCCAUCCUCAGAUGUGAGUCUUCGUUGCUCUGUGCAGCUCUGAGACUCUCAGCCUGCAAUAGGAAGGGGGAAUUUUUGGAGUGGAGCCCUGGGUUGUACCUUGCUGCAGCCUGAUGAUUUUUGUGUUUCUCUAUCCAUUGUUUCUGUAUGGUUUUGUUCCUUGCUGACAUUUUCCAUCCCUAUUAAAGA